Molecule: messenger RNA, 1356 nt
Organism: Trematomus bernacchii (emerald rockcod)
Lineage: Eukaryota; Metazoa; Chordata; Actinopteri; Perciformes; Nototheniidae
Gene: dcst1
Product: DC-STAMP domain containing 1
Exons: 9
Coding region: 1-1356 (451 amino acids)
Source: RefSeq, a predicted model, not a curated record
AUGGCCGACACUGACCGGCACAGAGAUCCUCACAGCACGGUGGAGAGGCUGAGUCUGAACUUCCUGCCUCCUGCUGUCCAUCGUCUCCUCUUCAGCCAAUCAGAAGAGUUCCCUUGGGGCCGCCUCCUCCUCAGGGCGAUGUACGGAGCCGUGAGCGGGACAGUCCUGUUCCUGGGACUCUGUCACAGUCUGCCGCUGACCUUUGACCUGCAGCUGGCAGCAGCAGCUGUAUUCAUUGGUGUGUGUGCAGCCUGCUGCUCCUGCUCCUCGUCCUGCAGAUGUUCCCUCCUCCUCAUGUUUCCCAGCAUGCUCGGAACCAGAGGACGAGCGUACCUGAUGCUGCUCCUCCUGACGGUGCUGUGCAGAGGGCCGCUCUCUAACAUCCAGAGCAACGUGGAGGCGGCGGCUCUCUCUCUCAGCUGUAACCUGGAUCUGCAGAUUCACCACAGCAAGGUCCUGUGGAGAGAGACCCUGGCUCCUUAUAUCAUCAUCUCUCAGCAACUCAUGGACGAUAAAGAGGAGUUUCAGUCGGAGGUUCGGAGCGUCAGCAGGACGUUUCAGGAUGUCAGAGACCAGGUCGUCCGUCAGUACGGAUACAACGGCUUCAACAGGAAGUACACAGGGACAGGAAGCAGCACGCAGGAGCAGUUCAGCUCCCGGACCAUGAUGCAGUGCGACAAUGUGGUGGAGGGUGGGGUGCAGCGCUGCUCUGAUUGGUUCAGCCUCAGGUGGGCGGAGUGUAUGGAGGUGGUCUCUGUCCCUGUCAUCAACCACCUGCUCUGCGUCUUCAUGAGGCUUCACUUCCUGUGUGACGUGUUCAGAGUGAUGACCCCGUGGUGCAGGGAUCAGAUCCCGGUGGAGGGAAACUUCGGUCAGCUGUUCGACCGCCUCAACCAAUCAGUGGACCUCCUGAGCCGAGAGUUCAGCGCCGAGCUGGUCCUGCAGGUGACCUCCUCUAACUCCACCCUAACACCUCCUAACACCUCCUCUAACUCCACCCUAACACCUCCUAGCACCUCCUCUAACUCCACCCUAACACCUCCUAGCACCUCCUCUAACUCCACCCUAACACCUCCUAACACCUCCUCUAACUCCACCCUAACACCUCCUAGCACCUCCUCUAACUCCACCCUAACACCUCUUAGCACCUCCUCUAACUCCAUUCUAACACCUAUUAGCCCCUCCUCUAACUCCACCCUAACACCUCCUAACACCUCCUCUAACUCCACCCUAACACCUCUUAGCACCUCCUCUAACUCCACCCUAACACCUCUUAGCCCCUCCUCUAACUCCAUUCUAACACCUCUUAGCACCUCCUCUAACUCCACCCUAACACCUCCUCUAACUCCACCCUAA